CGUCAGGGUCAGGUGGCUGUCGCAAUACCUGCUGGUGGACACCACAGGCUCGAGCAGUAUUGUGCGCCACAAGUCGACCAGCAGCAGCGGUAACAUGAAGGUGUCAGCCAGGGUGCGCGGAGAGUGGCUUCAGAUCCCUUGCAAGGAUGGAAAAGUGAACAUCAACUGGUUAGGAGGAGAAGCGAUCCGCCGCUUCCACAAACUGCAGGGACCAGACUCUAGUCUCAAAAUAGGAGAGGAGCAAAUCCAAGAGAUCCGCAAGACGAAGGGCGGUGCCAUUUUGGACCCUGAUGACCUGGUUAAAGAUGUUCUCGACGACAAUGACUUCGUUUCUAUCAUUCUGUCAUCUGAUCGGACCCGGCAGAUUUCUAACAACCCAGAAACUACAGUCAAUUUGGAGGAGUACACGACUAUGAAUGGAAAAUACGAGCCUCCAGAAGAGUAUAUCUUCCUUGAUGGAAACACCUUGUCUACGGACGAUUUGGUGCAGCUGGGAAAAAGUCGCUAUAAGAUCAAGCUGACAAAUGAAGCCGAGCAGAAUGUGACCAAGUCGCGCAACCUGAUUGAUAAGAUUCUGCAAGAAAACAAGGUGGUUUACGGGAUCACAACUGGCUUUGGAAAUUUCGCGAGGACGACCAUUCCAAUCGACAAACUCGAGGAGCUGCAGUACAACCUAAUCAGGUCGCAUGCCGCCGGCGUGGGCCGCCCCCUGUCCCCGGAGAAGACGCGGAUGCUGCUGGCCCUGAGGAUCAACGUGCUGGCCAAAGGGUACAGCGGCAUAUCGCUCGCCACCCUGAAGCACAUCAUCGAGGCCUUCAACGCGUCGUGUCUAUCACUCGUGCCUGAGCAAGGGUCUGUGGGUGCCAGUGGUGAUUUGGCGCCGCUAGCGCACCUGGCUUUGGGCUUGAUCGGCGAGGGAAAAAUGUGGAGCCCAGAAACCGGAUGGGGAGAGGCUAAAUACGUGUUGGAAAGCCAUGAGCUGAGUCCGAUCAGGUUGAGUGCCAAAGAGGGCAUCGCGUUGAUCAACGGCACUCAGCUGAUCACGUCCCUGGGCGCAGAGGCUGUCGAGCGGUCCAAUCUGAUUGCAAGACAGGCGGACGUGGUGGCCGCCCUGACCCUGGAGGUGCUCAAGGGCACGUCCAGGGCGUUCGACUCGGACGUGCAGAUGAUCCGGCCGCACAAGGGCCAGAUUGCGGUGGCAAAGCGGCUCAGGGCACUGCUGCACUCGGACACGUACCCUUCGCAAAUUGCAGAGAGCCACCGUUUCUGCAACAGGGUGCAAGAUGCGUACACCCUGAGAUGUUGCCCUCAGGUGCACGGAAUCGCCCAUGACACGAUAGAAUUCGUGCACUCGGUGAUCACCACAGAAAUGAACAGUGCCACCGACAAUCCAAUCGUUUUUGCAAAUCGAGGGGAAAUUAUUUCCGCCGGCAAUUUCCACGGAGAAUAUCCCGCAAAGGUUCUUGACUUCCUCGCAAUUGCGGUUCAUGAGCUGGCUUCAAUGAGCGAAAGGAGAAUCGAGCGCCUCGUUAAUCCAGCACUGAGUGAGCUUCCGGCGUUUUUGGUGAAAGACGGAGGUUUGAACUCGGGUUUCAUGCUCGCUCACUGCACUGCAGCUUCUCUGGUGUCUGAGAACAAGGUUCUGUGUCAUCCGUCUUCUGUAGACUCGCUGAGCACCAGUGCUGGCACCGAAGAUCACGUCUCAAUGGGAUGUUUUGCAGCCAGGAAAUCGCUCUCCGUGGUCGAGAAUGUUGAGCAAGUGAUCGCCAUUGAGCUCCUGGCCGCCUGUCAGGCCAUUGAGUUCUUGCGUCCAUUGAAAACAACAGUGCCAUUGGAGGAAGUGUACAAAGUGGUUCGCUCUGUUGUCAGACCUUGGGACAAGGAUCGCUUUAUGGCUCCUGAUAUUGAAGCUGUAGUAGCCCUGCUGCGGUCUGGAAAGAUUUGGAAUGUUGUUCGUCACCACGUCGACUUCUACCAUGCUCCUCAGGAAAUCGAAACUCGCGUCUUCAGCCCAACGGCCAUAAUGGUUGGAGGACAGAGAGAAAAGGCAAGAGUGCGACCAGGAUCGGCCAAAAAGAGGAAGGCUAACGACCAAUGAUUUAUUAAUCCAAGAUUUUAACUCGUUGAUAUUUUAAAAGUUUAUAUUUCUAACCACGGUGUUGGACUUUUUGUUUUUUCGUUUUCAUAUUUUUAUUAUCUUUGUGUGUAUCGAUCUUUUUAUCAUGUUAUUAAAACUUUUAUACAAUUUUGUAAUGGA
Molecule: messenger RNA, 2257 nt
Organism: Cloeon dipterum
Lineage: Eukaryota; Metazoa; Arthropoda; Insecta; Ephemeroptera; Baetidae
Product: histidine ammonia-lyase-like
Exons: 16
Coding region: 95-2098 (667 amino acids)
Biological process (GO): L-histidine catabolic process
Cellular component (GO): cytoplasm
Molecular function (GO): histidine ammonia-lyase activity
Source: RefSeq, a predicted model, not a curated record